UUUGUUCUUUCUACACUUUUUUGUUUCCUAAUGUGGUCUCGGUUCUUUGUUUUACCUUUUUGGCGGUGUUUUGCAGUACCAAUAGGGAAUGAGUUGCAGAUGCAGUUGAGAGGACGAGAGCUAAAUAUUGUUGUUCUAAGAUGAGGAGGAGAAGUGGCUUCUCUAUUGUUGAUUCAUGCUGCUUCAUGUAAGGACAAGACCGCUGCAUCUUCUCUUGCUUCAUCAUGUUAAACCAGUCCGGUCUCGAACUUUUGUUCCUAUGAAUCCAGUUUUAAGACGUCUUAUGUGUUAUGUUCCAGGAAGUCCUUGCUCAAUUUGCCUUCCCAACUUCCUUUCCUUGAUGCCUUUCUCAUCUGAAUCCUUAUAUUAGUAAAAUAGAUAGAAUUGUUGCACCACUGCUGUCAUGGAUUUGCUAACUUGAACAAUUUUAUCUUUUUUUACUUUCUUUAUUUUAUAAAUUGACCAGUUUAUAACUUUCUCUACUGUCAUCUCAUGUAGACUUUGUGGUUACCAU
Linum tenue is the source of this 514-nucleotide messenger RNA. The record is from the annotation of a GenBank genome assembly. Lineage: Eukaryota; Viridiplantae; Streptophyta; Magnoliopsida; Malpighiales; Linaceae.